Messenger RNA from Ostrea edulis (European flat oyster), 4833 nucleotides. Its product is annotated as tubulin polyglutamylase TTLL11-like. Gene Ontology annotation, cellular component: cilium. Lineage: Eukaryota; Metazoa; Mollusca; Bivalvia; Ostreida; Ostreidae. Gene Ontology annotation, biological process: microtubule cytoskeleton organization; protein polyglutamylation. The record is from RefSeq and is a predicted model, not a curated record. Bases 319 to 2268 code for a protein of 649 amino acids. Gene Ontology annotation, molecular function: tubulin-glutamic acid ligase activity; tubulin binding. The transcript is spliced from 8 exons.
AGCGAUCGUUGUCAUGCGAGGGCGUCCAAUGGCGGACAGGCUAAACAAGUGCGUCAUGCUUGUACAUUAUUGAUAUUUGUCUGUCGAGAUAUUUAAAUCAUCUAAGAUACACAAACGUUUGAAUGUCAGUAAACAGAGACCACUGAAUGAUGUUUAACGAGACGGUGAUGUUUAUUCAGAUUGAAAAUGGGUAAUUAACAUCAUAAUUACAGUAAUACCUGAAGCACGCGUUGGAAAUUUCAUAUUUCAUUUUUUUUAAAAGAUAUGUGGCGGAAUCGAUGAAGGAAAAAAAUAAUUAGAAGACGAACCGAACUAACUAUGGCAGCAUCCAAGUCACUUUUGGAUAGUUUGAAAAAACCAGAACCAACAAAUUUUAGAAUGACUGACUUUCGACGGGAUCUUCAUUUGCGUCAUAAACGUGAAGAACAUGCGAAAAAAGAACGACUUAAAGCUCUGCAAGAAUCUAAAUAUGUUCCUAAAUAUGCCAUCACCGUGGAUACUUCAAGGGCUCGAUCAAAUAACGAUGUCCUGAGAAUGUGCAUCAAGGAAUUGGGAUUUAAAGAGUAUCCAUUUGGGCGUAAGGAUAAUUGCUGUGAUGUACAUUGGCAUGCUUGUCACUUUGAAGACAACCCAGAGGUAUAUGGAGGAAAAGUCAAUAAAUUUCCAGGCAUGGGAGAGAUCUGCAGCAAGAUGACAUUAUUCAGAUGCCUAGACAUAAUGAGAGACUUAUUCCCUACAGACUAUGAUUUUUAUCCUAGAACUUGGUAUCUGCCUGCUCAGUUCCACGAAUUUUCAUGCGAGAUACGAAAAAUGCAUGAGAGACGAGUGAGACCGAAACCCACAUUUAUAGUAAAACCUGAUACGGGGGCCCAAGGGGAUGGAAUUUAUCUGUUAAGGGAACCCAAUGAAUACUCUUCAUUCAAUGGCAAAUGUCAUGUUGCUCAAGAAUACAUGUCAAAUGUGUAUUUGAUUGACAAGUUCAAAUUUGAUCUGCGGAUCUAUGUUUUAUUGAAAAGCUUAGAGCCAUUGGAAUUCUAUAUUUGCCAAGAAGGACUUGCCAGAUUUUCUACACUUCCUUAUGAAAAUCCUACUAACAAAAAUAUACAUGAGUCUUUCAUGCAUUUAACUAAUUACUCAUUAAAUAAGCGAAGCUCAACAUUCAAUCGUUCAGAACGAGAUGACGAGGGAAGUAAGAGAACAGUAACUAGUGUGUUGCGUAGAAUUGCCAUGAACGGACAUGACAGUACUAAAGUGUGGAGAUCUAUAGAGAGGAUAGUGUGCAAAACUAUUGUGGCCAUUGUUCCGGAAAUGAAAGUGGAAUAUCAGGCAGCCAUUCCACCAGGAAAAACUGGAGCAUCAUGUUUUCAGGUGCUAGGUUUUGACAUUCUUCUGCUCCAUAAUUUGAAGCCUGUCCUGUUGGAGAUUAAUGCCAGUCCUAGUCUUAGUUUGGACAGUGAACAGGAAAUUGCUCCUGGAGUGUUUGAAUAUGUUCAUAGUCCAAAGGAUGAAGAAAUUAAGUUCCCACUCAUAAGGGAUACAUUGCUUCAUGUGGUGCCAUUGGAGAAACUAAAAUAUUAUCGGAAAAGAAAGAAACGAAGAAUGCUAAGGAAACUUAAGGCUUGUACCUCACACAAAAUGAAACGUCCAGAGCCGUUAGUGAAGCAGAGGACAUCAAUCGUUAUCAUCAAGGCUGAUGAGUCUGAUGAAGAGAAGAGGGAGGUGGACGUCACUCAACAAAUGUCAGAAAUGCAUAUGGAUGUCGACAGUUCAACUGUCAGUCAAGGAGAGAGUACAGGAAGAGAUGCCAUCUCAGAUGAUGAACAAGAAUCAAAUAUGAAGUCUGAUAUUGAAAUAGAGGAAGAAGCAGACAACUACUAUGAAAACAAACUGAAGGAAAGCUGUUUAAAGCAACUGUAUCCCGCCAUUUACGAUGAAGAAUGUGAGAGAUACAGAAUUCUGGAGAGGGUGGCAGGACUCUUCAUUUACUUCCUUGGAAUAAGGGGAUCUCUGAGAAUUGGUCCAACAGGAUUUAGAACCUUUGCCAGAAAAUGUCGACUGAAUAGAAAAGGCAUGACAAAUGCAGCUGUAGAUAUCAUGUACAUAGACCUACAGAGACGAUGGGAUCACAUGAAUCCAGAAAGAACAUCUGUUACAACAUUGAGAAAAUUGCUGAAAAUUCCUGUAAGUGACCCAGUAGUUUGGUUGCUGGUUGCACCAGAAUUUGUUCAUUUAAGGAUGGAUUCUUCUCAUAUUUAUCUAAUACCUUGAGAUGUUAUAUUUUAAUAUUAAUAUAAAAUAUAUUUGAUGUAAAGUCUUUCAUCAGUAUGGGCACUUUCAGUGGCAUUUGUUUUUUAAGAACACAUCUUGUUUUAUACUGUUGCUGAAUAUUAGGCUUAGAUAUGCAGAAUAGGAAAAUCAUCAUAGAUUUCACAGCCCUUGGGGCUAGUAAACUUUUAACUAAUGCUCAGGUGACCAAUAAAGCUUGUGGGCCUCUUGUUUACAUUUAGAAUCAAGUAUCGGUGUCUAACGUUUUCAAUGAAAUGUUUCAGAAUUGAAGUUUUGGGUAUAUUUCAAGACUUGAUCAAUAUGAUUUUUAUCACUGAUCAGAAUUUGCAAACACAAUUCAGUUUUCAUUGGAUAAUACUUAAAAGCAUGUAUACCAUAUAAGUGGAAUUUUUAGCGAGACACAAAUUUAGCAAUUUUCCCAUAAAAAAAGUGAGAGGCUAUUUUAGUGACUUUAUUAUUCCAGGAAAGAUAAUUAUUGCAUUUGAUGUUACAGUAGUAUAAAUUGUUAGCAAUGUUCAAAUUUAGUGAUCUCAUCAUUCUUGCUAAUAAUGCCAAAUUAAAUCCCUGCUAAAAAAUUUGCUUAUACAGUACCUUACUUAUACAAUGUAAACAAGUGUAAUGAUUUGGUAAAUGUCUAAAUGAUGUAGUAAAAUGAUAUCAAUCUGUUUACCUGAUAAAGAUAUAAGACUCAUGGCAAGACUGAGUGUGACCUAUCAACAGGGGAUGUUUACUCUUCCCAGGCACCUGAUCCCACCUCUGAUGUGUCCAGGGGUCUAUGUUUACCCAACUCUUAAUGUUGUAUUCUUAUAGGAAUUAUGAGAUUGAUCACUGAUUGUUGUCUUUUCUUUUUCAUGCAUGCACCGUAAUAGGUUUUUAGUAGGAGUUCUUUAACCUCUAUAUUAUUAAAAUUCCUGAAACACGUGUGUGCAUGUGCAUUGUUUUUUAACUUGAUAUUUUAGGAUUCACCAUUAUUUCUUCAUUCUUCUUUUAAAUCAUUUGAAAUAUGCCUUGUAGGUAUACAUUAGGACUUGUAUAAUAUACCUGGUUGGCAUGGUCAAAAUUACAUACCAUUAUGUGUAUAUAUAUAUGCACAUUAGCUAAGUUUUUAUUGAAUAAUGCUUAAACGUCUAUAACUUUCUUGUUGUCAAUGAAUUGGUUUGGAAAUUGAACUGUAAAUUUAUAAUAAUUAGGUUAUCGACACAUAGGCAUAGUCAUAAUUUCUGACAAGCAUGUCCGUUCGACUGAUUUGAUUUGAUAAUGCUAUAAUUUGUAUAAUUAUUUUACAAAUGACGAAAAUAAGUGAAAUUCACACUGUUUUUAAUAAUAAUAUACAUGUCAAUUGAACAAUUGACUAUACUGAACAAAACGCACCACUUGGGAGGUGGGGGAUGUUUGAGGAACAUCUGUAACCGUCCCCAAUAAAAUUAGCACUAGUUUAAAUACAAUUAACUUUGGAAAUCUUUAUUGAAGCAAAAGUCAGUACAGUGUACUUUCAAAUUUUUCAAAGAAAGAAAUAAAGGGAUAUUUUACUAUGUCAUUGAAUUCCCCUAUAAUAUAAGUUCCCCAGACCUCAUUUUAGCAUUUAAUGUUGACAACCAUGAAUGAGAAAGGAAUGUGGCCCCAUAACCCACAUACAUGUAGUUCAUAACAGAAGAAAAUACAAGCACAUUAAUUCAUGAGGGUAUGAACUCGCAGUGAUGCUCUAACUUCAUGAAGCAUGUUAGGGCUUCACGAAAAGUAUGCUGGUGUGAAGCAUUGCAGUUUAUACCCUCAUAUAUUUUUAGAAAAUGAAAUUUUUAUAUCAUCUCUGUCAGAAUCCCAAUCGUUAAAAUAGAUGUACUAUAUUUUAUCAAGAUUUAUAGUGCAAUGUUCACAACUGCACUGCAUUCAUGAGGAAAUGGCUAUCAUUACAAUUUGUUAAGAUAUCAAAGGCAAAACCUUGGGAAUGUAAAUAUUUGUUGCAUAUCAUCUAAUUUGUCUGAAUGAUGACAAGAAUCCAUCCUUAAUAUAAUUCUGUCAUUAAAUCUUUUGGUAGAACUUUGUUGUGAAAUAUUUUAAAAAUCCAAAUUAUGAUGUUAUUAAUGUUAAAAAAAAUGCACUAGUACCAGUAUAUACAAUAUGGCAGUGUAAAGGUUAUACUGGGAGCUAGGUCAUUAUUUUUACAUAAAAGAGAGAGAGAUAAAACCCCAGAGAAUUGCAUAUUUCAUGUAUUUACUGCUUGACUUGUCUAGUUUUACAUUUUUUAAAAACAUUUUGUGUUACAAAUGCAAGAAACUUAGAUACUUGCUCUUGGAUCAGGGAAAAGUAAAUAAUUUAGUAUGGAUAAGCAAUAUAAUUAUAUGUUUUUUGUUUUUAAAAACAAUAAGUAAGAAGUAUUUUAAAAUAUCAAUAUCUGUCACCAUAAGGCACUUUAGUGAUAGCAAUUGAGUAGAAGCACAUCACAGAGAAUAUUAAUGAGAGAUUUGCAGAAUUGUAAUGAACUAAUGAGAAGCAUCAAGUUUUCAACAAAUGACAUCUGUUUAAAGGUUCUGGUUUGAAAAGUAUUGG